GUUCCUCUUAAAAAAAAAAAAAACUAUACGCUGUGUUCAUAAGUUAUCUUGGAGAGUUUAUGGAAAUAAGCUGAAAACAGCUUAUGAACAUUCCAUAAGCUGUUUAUUAAACUCUCACAAAUUAGCUUACAACUGAGUAUUCCAUUUGGUAAGCUCAAAUAAGUUAAUCCAAGUUCAAGCUUUUGGAAUAAUUAUAUCAUAAUAUGAUAUGACCAGUUCACAACUUCAUUUUCAGGUGGUAUAGAGAUCAAUCAUGUAACUGUCUAGAUUCUUCUAAAUAAAUAAGAUUGAUUUUCAAGUUUAAAUUAAGUACUAUUGAAUUGCAUAAGGAUAUUGUAGUUGAAAUUUUAAUUUAAAAAACAUUUAUUCAUAUACGUGUAAAGUUAAGUUUUUGCAUAGUUGGUGAUUGUUGAUAUUUAUUUCAUCAUGGUUUCAAAUCUUAUUCUCAGAAUAUGCUGUGUAAGAUUCCUGAUUCCUUUUUUAUUCUCUUUUCUGUGUUGUGUGACUGUUAUUAACGUACGUAUGUUUCAGGACAAAUAGGUAGGUUUAUGUUUAUGAUGAAACACAUGUGGAGUCUUGCUUUUUGGCAUCUUUUUAACGUAGUAACUUUGCUUUAGGUACCAACAGUGAUCAAACUUUAUUUUUAACCAUAUGGUUCAUAUGAAAAAUGGAUGCUAGUAAUAUGAAAUUCGAUUGAAAGAUAAGUAACGUCCGAUCAAAAAUUGUGUUCUAGUCAGUGUUCGAACUCGGAUAACUAAUGCUAACUAACCACUUGAGCUAAACCACAUUGCUCAAACUCUUUCACACUUCCUUUGGUUUCUAUUCCAAUUUGAGAAUAUAUAACCUACACUGUUCAGUUAUGGAUACUGCACCUGGUCAAAGUCUCUAUCCAUUGCACCAUAGCAAAACUAUUCACCUGGUUAGGCAUGCCCAAGGAGUUCAUAAUGUAGAAGGAGAAAAGAACCAUGAUGCUUACUUAUCUUAUGAUUUUUUUGAUGCAAACCUAACUCCUCUUGGAUGGCAGCAGGUUGAAAAUCUGCAAAAGCAUGUGAAGGCUAUUGGACUUUCCAAAAAAAUUGAACUAGUUGUGGUUUCCCCAUUGUUAAGGACAAUGCAAACGGCUGUUGGAGUCUUUGGUGGGGAAGCAAACACUGAUGGAGUUAAUAAACCUCCUCUGAUGAUUGAAAAUGUGGGACACAGUGAUCAUCCUGCAGUUUCUAGUCUAAACUGCCCACCAUUCGUUGCAGUCGAGCUUUGCCGAGAGCAAAUGGGACUCCAUCCAUGUGAUAAGAGAAGAACUGUCAGCGAGUACCGACACAUGUUUCCAGGAAUUGAUUUUUCAUUGAUUGAAACUGAUGACGACACUUGGUGGAAACCUGAAAGAGAGAAGAAAGAAGAAGUUACUGGUAGAGGACUCAAGUUUUUGGAAUGGUUGUGUACACGUAAAGAGAAGGAGAUAGCUGUUGUUACACACAGCAGUUUUCUGUUUAAUACCCUUAGUGCUUUUGGAAAUGACUGUCACCCAAAUAUUAAGACUGAAAUGUGUGCACACUUUGCUAAUUGUGAACUACGUUCCAUGGUUAUUGUGGAUAAAUGUAUGAUUGGAUCAAAUAAUUCAACUACCAAUUAUCCUGGCAAAAUUCCUCAUGGUCCGGAUCUUCCUAGUGAUGCUACUGACUAGAGAAACAUUAUUUCAAGGAAUGGGCUGACCAAAUAAUUGUUUCUUUCAUUGAUAGUCGGUCGUAUGAAAUAGUCAUGGAAUUUUCUUAUGUACAAUACAAUCAUUGAUUUCUUAGUCGCAUUUCAGUCAAUGAUUUUAUAUUUUUCAGGAUAAAUUAUGUCGGUAAGAACAAAUUUUAAAAUUCCUUUUAGGGUAUAAGAAAAUAAAUUGGCAACAUAUGUAGGUGACAAAUUUUGAGAUGAAAAGAUGGAAGUUUUCUUUCCACUUUAUUAUAUGGCCAUCAUAAACCAACUCAUAUUCUUAUGAGUGUAUUUUGCCCGCGUUGCUCUGGUUAUACAUGUAUAACAAUUUGUGUUA
Molecule: messenger RNA, 2038 nt
Organism: Medicago truncatula (barrel medic)
Lineage: Eukaryota; Viridiplantae; Streptophyta; Magnoliopsida; Fabales; Fabaceae
Product: phosphoglycerate mutase-like protein 1
Exons: 10
Coding region: 860-1681 (273 amino acids)
Cellular component (GO): cytoplasm
Molecular function (GO): phosphatase activity
Source: RefSeq, a predicted model, not a curated record